Gregarina niphandrodes is the source of this 1593-nucleotide messenger RNA. RefSeq lists its product as hypothetical. The record is from RefSeq and is a predicted model, not a curated record. NCBI's taxonomy places the organism in Eukaryota, Apicomplexa, Conoidasida, Eugregarinorida, Gregarinidae. Bases 1 to 1593 code for a protein of 530 amino acids. The transcript has a single exon.
AUGCAGAAGGGACGUACUAUUCAAAGAGGUUGUGACGUGGCUUUGGGUUCGGAAGUAACAAAGGCUUGUUUUAAUCCGCGUGUGGAAACAAUCUGUUUGUUCUCUGCUGAUAGUGACUUCCGUGGUUUGAUGGAAGAGAACAUGCGUGCUGAGAAUGUGGGUGGUGUCUACAAAUUCGCCAAGCAUUCUUGGGUAGUCGGAUUUACUCGUGCCUUUGGACCCAUUCCCGGAAUGCGCAGAAGUCCCCUUGCUAAACAUGAACCGCCAUUAGCAGCAGUUCUUGAUGCCGCCAAAUUAAAGUAUGUACCUAUCGAUGUCGCCUUCCCUCAACUCGCCUCUCAAGCUGUCAAGCAACCAGAACGUGCUGUCACUCGAACAGGACGAACCAAAGACGGUAAUGGUAAUAUCACCACUGGUAAUAUCGCCGCCACUGGUAAUAUCGCCGCCACUGGUAAUAUCGCCGCCACUGGUAAUAUCACCACUGGUAAUAUCACCACUGGUAAUAUCACCACCGGUAAUAUCACUGGUAAUGCCACUAACAAUGCCGUCGGACACGGGCUUGGACUCGGGCCAGGGGGACACGGGUUGGGAGGACUCGCUCUACCCGGUUCCAAUACCGACGCCACAGGAACGCGCCGUAGAAGGCACUCUUUCAAUGGCCCCCGCGGCCGCAAGCAGUCGCUCUCUGCACCACCCGCUGCUCUUAGUCAACCCUCCCACGCAGCACAGGCACUACCCGGAUUCAUUAGAGGCCCUGGUCAGGCAGCCGGUCAUUUCGCCUCGACGGUGCCGCAGACCGGUCCUCCACAGGCGACCGGAACAACGUACGAGGACCCUGCUUACACCGGAUCUGCCCUUGCAGGGCAGGGGUACCCGGGCUCGGACUACCCGGGCUCGGACUACCCUGGCCCUGGCUCGUACAUUAAGCCACAGUACGCGGAGCCAGGAUACUUGGGACUAGGGCAUAUAAAACCGGAGUAUAAUGAGCCGGAGUAUCCCACGGCAGAAGCAUAUGGCCCUGUAAAGCCAAACCGGGGGACUCGGGACCAACGAUUGCCGUAUUCGCGUAAGCUCCCAGCCACCGCCGAUUUGGAUCUCGAAUUGGUGAACCUUCUCAACGAGUCUGUGGGAGCGGGCAGCAGCGAACCGGAUCUUUCGCACCAUCAAGGAUACCCGAAUCAAUCGUCUUCCGGUGCCGGCCUACAGGACCGGGGAGGCCUACAGGACCGGGGAGGCCUACAAGACCGGGGAGGCCUACAAGGCCGGGGAGGCCUACAAGGCCGGGGAGGCCUACAAGGCCGGGGAGGCCAACAAAGCCGGGGCGGCCAACAAAGCCGGGGCGGCCAACAAAGCCGGGGAGGCGCCGAUGCUCCUUUCCCCUGGGCGGAGAAGACGACGUGGAGUCCGAACUCAAACUGCCACUGGCUGACUGACGCUCAAAAACAAGCCGGUACCCACAGUCACUGGACCGGCUAUAAUGACAGCGAUCAAUGGAAUGCCCAAAAUGAGUCCAUGAGUCAGAAGCAGCCUGAACGAGUUCGGGGCAUCCCCAAUUUACGGAAUAAUAUCUUCCUCUCAUUCUCUCCUCAGUAG